This is a messenger RNA of Colletotrichum fioriniae, 924 nucleotides long. The record is from RefSeq and is a predicted model, not a curated record. Lineage: Eukaryota; Fungi; Ascomycota; Sordariomycetes; Glomerellales; Glomerellaceae.
AUGUCUCCUGUAUUCUGCUCCCCUCAAGCAACCACAGAGGGUUUUCAAGAUGACGACCCUCGACCAGCCGAGACAACCACACCGAAGUCCCAGAGAUCUUCUGUCUUCUCCUCUACAAUCUCCCCAGGCUCAUAUCAGAGCUCAGUGUCGGUCGGUCUCGUCGAGCCUCCCCCGUUCCGCCGUUCAAUGGCCCCGAUGCCCAAGCCAAAGACUACAGAGCAGCUGCCAGGCAGGUACUCGCAAUGCCAUCUCGCCACACCACAGCCACAGUUCCGUCGCUCGACUGCCCCAAGCCUGAGUGGCUAUACUGAGACUCUGAGGGCUCAAUCUCAAGAUGUCCAGACUUCAGUCAACCACGGCGAAGGCUCCACUGGCGAACGCGUCACUAUCGAGGGGCCCUCGCGCGAAGCGACGGCAGGUACGAUCGAUCUCGUAAAUGAGGUUGACGACCAAAUUCCUGGCGACCAUACAGCUGCCGAGAAUAGCAAGUGUUCUCCGAUGGGUGUCCGAAGCCCCACGUGGAGUCUGCUGACCGCAUCUCCUAUCGCUCGCCCCCCUACCGUCGCCGAAGUCGACGACGACGACAUUGGCCGUGAUCCGGUUCCGUCUUCUCCCGGAAAGUCCGCCGCAACGCCCACCUUCCAGAAAGCGUUGACUUUCGGAGCGGAGAUACUGAAAGAUUACCACGACGACAACAUCACAAGCACCCCGUCACCAAGGCGAACCCGAAGUGCCAGGAAGGCCCGGGGUUCCAACUCUAGACCAGAAGUCAGGGGCGGCCGGACCGGCAGUCGCCGGGGACGCCGAGCUAGACCUCCUGCUCGGUGGUCUCCUGUAAUGCCUUGGACUUCCGCUGAGAAAGCCGCCUUCCAUGACAUUGAUAACGGUCUCCUGGAUGUGUCAUGCGACUACUUCGACAUGUAG